Molecule: messenger RNA, 8253 nt
Organism: Coccinella septempunctata (seven-spotted ladybird)
Lineage: Eukaryota; Metazoa; Arthropoda; Insecta; Coleoptera; Coccinellidae
Gene: cher
Product: filamin-A
Exons: 27
Coding region: 350-7609 (2419 amino acids)
Biological process (GO): actin cytoskeleton organization
Molecular function (GO): actin filament binding
Source: RefSeq, a predicted model, not a curated record
CGUAUUCCAACAUCUUCACAGGUUAUUUAGUUACUAUCAAAGUGCUCAAAGGUGUUAUAGUUCAGAAAAUUUUAUCAAUACACAUAAUAUCGGAUUUCAAACAAGAUAACCAAUCUGCAAGAGAUAAAGGAACCCCCGAAAGAAUAAGGCAGUUAAAAAUAAAUUUUCGAAUCGACGUUUAAACAUUCCAAAAAAAGACGCAUCACCAGGUAUAGACGCCCUAAUCUGAUGAGAUGAUUGCACCCUUUCAGCCUUCAAUUAGGGCGUAAUGGCUUAGAAUCCAUCUGAAAUCAGUGAAUUAGGUGGGAACUGAUAAGAAAUUGAGCAUUUUUAAUACAGAGGUCUCCAAAUGAGCGGAGUUAGCUACCAUACCACCGGUUCCGAACCGGUCGGACAAUAUAUACAACGCGAUGCAGAGUACUUCGAAGUAGAUGACGAGAUGGUGACCACCGAACGUGAGUUGGCUGAAGAUGCCCAAUGGAAGAAAAUUCAACAAAAUACGUUCACGAGAUGGGCAAACGAACAUUUGAAAACGGUCGAAAGGCAUAUUGCGAAUUUGGAAACGGAUUUGAGUGACGGACUCCGACUGAUCACGCUGAUCGAAGUACUUGCCGGUAAACGAUUGCCGAAACACAACAAAAAGCCCAUGUUCAGAUCGCAAAAACUCGAAAAUGUGUCAGUGGCUCUGAAUUUUCUACAAACCGAUGAGGGGAUACGGAUUGUUAAUAUUGAUUCCAGUGAUAUUGUAGACUGCAAAUUGAAACUAAUAUUGGGAUUGAUAUGGACUCUCAUUUUGCACUAUUCAAUUUCUCUCCCUAUGUGGGAUGGAGAGGACGAUUUAACAAAUGGUGGAUCGGAACCUACUCCCAAGCAGAGGUUGAUGAAUUGGAUCCAGAGUAAAUGUCCAGAAUUGCCAAUUAAGAACUUCACUACAGAUUGGAAUGAUGGUAAAGCUGUUGGUGCGCUGGUGGACGCUGUUGCUCCUGGCUUGUGUCCCGAUUGGCCUGAUUGGGACCCCAAAGAUUCGGUACAAAACGCAUCGGAAGCGAUGGGAUUAGCUGACGAUUGGUUGAAUGUACCUCAACUGAUAACACCUGAAGAAAUAGUGAAUCCUAAUGUAGAUGAACAAUCUAUGAUGACAUAUCUUUCUCAAUAUCCAAACGCAAAAUUGAAACAAGGAGCUCCACUGAGACCUAGAACAAGUCCAAACAAGGUCAGAGUUUAUGGACCAGGCGUAGAACCCACAGGUGUUGUGGUUGGUGCUCCUGCCACCUUCACAGUUGAAACUUUCUCAGCUGGAAGAGGCCAAGUGGAAGUUACAGUGGAAAAUCCCCUAGGACAACAAGAACCAGUAGAUAUCAAAGUGAACAACGACAGAAACUCCACUUACUACUCCGUCAUGUACACACCUCAUUAUGAGGGAGUACAUAAAGUACAGGUUAAAUUCGCCGGUAGAGACGUGCCAAAAAGUCCUUUCGCUGUUAAAGUGGAAGGACAACCUGGAGAUCCCACCAAAGUGACAGUCUCAGGUCCUGGUGUCCAACCAGAUGGGAACUUCAUCAAUCGAACGAACUACUUUGACAUACACACGAAAAAUGCCGGAAAAGGAGUUCCCGAAGUAAUCAUCCUAGAUCCAACAGGAAAAAGGAACACAGUACCAGUAAAGAUCAGACAGACUUCAGCAGAUAUGUGGCGUUGCGAAUACGCAUCUCCAAUGGUGGGUCUGCAUUCCGUAAACGUCUUCUUCGUGGGGAAACCAAUUCCAAACAGCCCCAUCGGUGUGAAGCUAUCUCCCAGCUCCGAUCCCAAAAAAGUGAAAGUUUGCGGCAGAGGUCUCCAACCGGCAGGUGUCAGAGUCAAGGACGAGGCGGACUUCAAAAUAUUCACAGAAGGCGCUGGUGAAGGUCACCCAGAAGUCCAAGUGAUCGGACCUGGGGGCGUGAAGGAGCCCUGCAAACUCAGAAAAAUAGAUGGAACCACGUACGAAGCCGUUUACCACCCCGUCAAAGAAGGACAUUACAGGGUGAUGGUCACCUUCGCUGGACAGGAGAUACCUAAGUCACCGUUCGAGGUGGAUGUCGGUCCUUACAAAGAAACGCAAAUCAGGGCAUACGGUCCUGGAUUGGUCGGUGGAGUGGUCGACUACCCGGCCCUGUUCACCGUGGAGACCAAUGGCGAAACUGGUGCUCUAGGAUUCAGUAUACAGGGACCCUCACAGGCUAGAAUUGAAUGUCACGACAAUGGUGAUGGAUCUGCGGAUGUCCGAUAUUACCCUACAGCAUUCGGAAAUUACGCCAUUCACAUAUUAUGUGAUAAUGAGGAUAUACCAAAAAGUCCUUACAUCGCUCAGAUAUUACCAUCGACAGAUUAUUAUCCUGAAAGGGUGGAGGUCUAUGGACCAGGUAUAGAAAGCAGUGGAGUGCAGAAAAACUCAACAGCCAAAAUGACAAUUGACACCAGGAAGGCAGGAAAAGCCCCUCUCGAUGUAAAAGUAGUUGAGUCCAAUUCAAACAACGUGCCAGUAGACCUAAGGGAAAUUUCAGAAGGCGUAUUCGAAGCCCAAUACACGCCGAAGACUGCCGGUAAACAUACAGUCCAAGUGAAUUACGGUGGUGUGGCCACCAAAAACUCCCCAUUCAGGGUUCACGUUGAAGAUCUCCUGGACCUCUCGAAAAUCGUAUGUUCCGGACCUGGAAUCGAACCGGGCGUGAAGGCUAACACGCCCACGCAUUUCAACAUUGACGCAAGCGAAGUUGGGGAUGCUGAAAUAAUCGCCUCUUUGGUGAAUGAAGAUACUGGACAGGAAGUGCCCUUGAAGAUGUUGAAUCAUGGGGAUAACAAGUAUAGCGUGGAAUACGUAGCGCCAAAAUCCGGAAACUACUCAGCUUCCCUAUUUUAUGGAGGACUCAAGGUGCCUAACACACCUAAAAAGAUCAAAGUACAACCCAACGUUGAUGUUUCUAAGAUAAAGGUAGACGGCCUUGAACCAACUGCACCGGUGAAUAGUUUGCAACAAUUUAGGGUAAUAACCCAAGACGCUGGUAAAGCUGAGAUUGCGAUAUCAAUCACGAGUCCCUCAGGAGCGAGAAUUAAAGCUCACGUGAUACCGACGCACGAAGGUUUCCUUGUCAACUUCACCCCCACACAAUUAGGCGAGUAUUUACUCGGGAUUUCAUUUGGUGGCGAACCAAUAUCUCACAGACCCUUCAAACUGACCUGUCUCACGGGAAGUGACUCGCAAAAAGUGAAAGCUAGCGGUUUGGGCUUGCACAAGGGGAUCGUUAACAGACCUGCAGAGUUCAUGAUCGAUACCAGGGGUGCAGGUCAGGGGGGCCUUGGUGUAACAGUUGAAGGCCCAUGUGAAGCAGCCAUCAACUGCAGAGACAACGGAGAUGGAACAUGCUCCGUGGCUUACCUACCCACAGAAGUGGGGGACUAUGGCAUAAAUAUAACUUUCAACGAUGAACACAUACCUGGUAGCCCCUUCCAAGCGUUCAUAUCUCCCCAAGUAAACAUGAACAAAAUUAAAGUAUCAGGCAACGGGAUCCAGUUGCACGGUGUCCAUACAGACUCAGUGACCGAUUUCGUGAUCGAUACAAGAGCAAUAACACGAUCAAACGAGAAUGGUAAAGUGAUGUGUACCAUAACUAACCCAUCAGGGCAGCAUACGGAAAAUUUGAUCACUGCCCUACCUGAUGGCACUUACAAAGUCAGCUACAUACCAUUCGAGGAAGGCCGUCAUACCAUCGAUAUAAUGUACGAUAAUGUUCCAAUACCAGGCUCACCAUUUGUGGUGAACGUCAGGAGAGGGUGUGACGCUAAGAAGGUCAUUGCCUAUGGACCAGGACUUGACCGUGGAAUAGUUGGAAAAACUAACACAUUCACCGUUGAAAGCAAAGGUGCUGGUAAAGGAGGAUUAUCCUUAGCGAUCGAAGGACCUUCCGAAGCUAAAAUGACGUGUGAAGAUAAUAGGGACGGUUCUUGCUUCGUAAACUACGUUCCAACUGCACCAGGAGAAUACGACAUCUCCAUCAAGUUCGCGGAUCAACAAAUUCCAGGAUCUCCUUUCAAAGUCAUGGUGGAGUCAGAAGUCGACGAGAAAUUAGUCAGAGCCUUUGGUCCAGGCGUGGAAAAAUCGUCUUGCAGAGAGGCCACAGACACCAAGUUCACAAUAGACGCUUCCAAGGCUGGAUCAGCCCCUGUCGCAGUGAACGUCACGUCCGACCACAAACCCCUACCUAGGAAACCCUUCAUAAGGGACAACAAAGAUGGAACUUUUGACGUGUCCUACGUUCCACCCCAAGAAGGGUCCAAACUGAAGGUCCAGGUGACCUACAACGGCCAAGACAUUCCAGGGAGUCCGUUCGACGUUGAAGUCAGGCCCCAGGUUGAACCCGACAGGGUCAAGUUGGAGGGUCCCAGCAUCAAUCAGAAGUCGGUGCCUGCCUCCAUCCCCACUGCCGUGAAGAUCGACACUACGGAAGCUGGUUCGGCAGACUUGAAAUUUGCAGUUACGGGACCAGAUGGAUAUCCAAGACCGGUGGAUUUGGUGGACAAUAACGACGGCACCUUCACUGCCUCGUACAUUCCAGAUGAAUGCGGGAGAUAUAGGAUCGACGCUCAAUAUGGGGGCGUUGAUGUGCCUAACACCCCUCUGUUUGUUCAGGCUUAUCCAGUAGGGGAUGCUGAGAAAUGUAAAAUUACUGAAGGUAUGGAUAGGACACUUGUUACUGGUGAAUCUUAUUGUAUAACCGUCAACACUGAGAAUGCUGGACAGGGUGCAGUCACGUGUAGAAUCAGAUCAACUAGUGGAAGUGAUCUCGACAUCAACGUCGUUGAUAAUGGCGAUGGUACUGUCAGUAUUUAUUACACGGUCAAAGAUUCCGGAGAAUAUACUAUAAAUAUCAAGUUUGGUGGUCAGCCUGUACCAGGAGGAUUCUACACAUUUACCGUUGACGAAGUGAAUGAAUUUGAGAAGAGCAACCAGUACCAGAUAACAAAACCUUCAUUUAGAACCGUCAACCUAGACAACAUACCAUUACCUUGCACAGGGGGACCAGUAACAGCCGACAUAAAGAUGCCAAGUGGAAACAUCGACAAGCCCAUAAUCGAAGACAACCAUGACGGAACCGUAACCAUCAAGUAUGAACCGAGGGAGGAGGGUCUGCACGAGCUGGCCGUCAAAUUCAACGGUGAACACGUUCAAGGAUCACCCUAUAAAAUCCACGUGGACUCCGUCAGCUCAGGCUACGUGACCGCCUAUGGCCCAGGUCUCACCCAUGGUGUUACGGGAGAACCCAGCAACUUCACGAUAUCCACGAAAGGUGCUGGUGCCGGUGGACUCUCGAUGGCUGUUGAAGGCCCCAGUAAGGCGGAGAUAAACUGCAAGGACAACAAAGACGGCACAGUGUCCGUGUCGUACCUUCCCACUGCCCCUGGAGAAUACAAGGUCUCCGUAAGAUUCGGUGAUAAGCACAUCAAAGGCUCCCCCUUCGUCGCUAAGAUAACUGGAGAGGGUAGGAAGAGGAAUCAGAUUUCGGUCGGUUCUUGCAGCGAGGUAUCACUGCCAGGAAAAAUUUCGGACGCUGACAUCAGGUCUUUGAACGCUUCCAUCCAAGCUCCAAGUGGGUUGGAGGAACCAUGCUUCCUGAAGAGGCUACCCACCGGGAACAUAGGAAUCUCGUUCACCCCCAGAGAAAUAGGCGAACACACGGUGUCCGUCAAGAAAAUGGGAUACCACAUCACGAAUUCACCCUUCAAGAUCAACGUCUGCGAACGCGAGGUGGGAGAUGCGAAGAAAGUUAUUGUUUCCGGAGCAGCCCUUCAAGAAGGGAAAACCCACGUGGAGAACACCUUCACCGUCGAUACCAGAAACGCCGGAUUUGGUGGUCUUUCACUCUCCAUCGAAGGACCAAGUAAGGCUGAGAUUCAAUGCAAGGAUAACUCAGACGGAACCCUGAACAUCUCUUACAAACCUACAGAACCUGGAUAUUACAUCAUCAACUUGAAAUUCGCCGACCACCACGUGAAUGGUUCACCUUACACUGUUAAGGUAACUGGAGAAGGUACCAACAGACAGCGUGAAAAGAUUCAAAGACAAAGGGACGCCGUUCCAGUUACAGAAGUUGGUAGUAAAUGUAGAUUAACAUUCAAGAUGCCAGGUAUAACAUCAUUCGAUCUUGGUGCCACUGUAACGUCUCCGGGUGGUGUCACAGAAGCUGCUGAAAUAAACGAGGUCCAAGACGGACUUUACGCAGUACACUUUGUACCCAAAGAGUUGGGAGUCCACACAGUUUCCGUUAAAUACAAGGACAUCCAUAUUCCAGGAUCUCCAUUCCAGUUUACAGUGGGACCAUACAGGGACCACGGUGCGCACUUGGUAAAGGCUGGAGGUCAAGGUUUGGAAAGGGGUGAACAGGGCGAACUCAACGAGUUCAACGUGUGGACCAGAGAGGCUGGAAGUGGCCAGCUGGCCAUAUCCGUCGAAGGUCCAAGCAAGGCUGAAAUCAACUUCACAGAUCGAAAAGACGGGUCUUGCGAUGUUUCGUACAAAGUUUCCGAACCUGGUGAAUACAGAAUUGGUCUGAAAUUCAACGACCAGCACGUACCCGAUUCGCCCUUCAAGGUGUACAUCUCACCGGCAGUGGGCGAUGCCCAUUUACUGGAGGUUAUCCAAUUUCCCGAAGGCCAUAUUCAAGCCGAUAAGCCGUCACAGUUUUUGGUACGAAGAAAUGGAGCGAAAGGAGAUUUGGAUGCAAAGAUCAUUGGGCCCUCCGGUCAUGAGGAUGACUGCUUCGUGCAAAUUAUAGAUAUGGAAGAAUACUCUGUCCGGUUUAUGCCCCGUGAAAAUGGCAUCCACAAAAUCCAUGCUAAAUUCAAUGGGGUACAUAUUCCGGGCAGUCCCUUCAGUGUCAAGGUUGGAAAAGACACCGCUGAUCCAGCUGCAGUGCACGCAACAGGAAAUGGUUUACAAGACGUAAAAACAGGAGUGAAAACCGAUUUUAUCAUCGACACAUGCAAUGCUGGUGUUGGUACUUUAGCUGUGAACAUUGAUGGUCCCAGCAAAGUAUCUAUGGAUUGUACAGAAGUUGAGGAAGGCUACAAAGUUCGCUACACUCCCUUGGCACCCGGUGAUUACUACAUAAGUAUAAAAUACAACAACCAUCAUAUUGUAGGAUCACCUUUCAAGGUCCUCAGCAAAGGUGAAUACAUAAAACAUAGGGAUCUUGCUGACAUAGGAGGUGUGGAAACAUCGUCUGUACUAGUAGAAACUACAUUGAAAACUGGAAAAGCUGGUGCUCAAAAAGGACCUAUUCUACCUAAGUUCAAAAGCGACGCUUCAAAGGUUGUAUCGAAGGGAAUGGGCUUGAAGAAGGCUUAUCUUGGCAAACAAAAUCAAUUUACAGUAUCAGCUCAAGACGCAGGCACCAAUAUUCUUUUUGUGGGUGUACACGGACCUAAAGGUCCUUGUGAGGAGGUAUUCAUCAAACAUCAAGGCCGCAACCAGUACAACGUGAACUACCUUGUCAGAGAGAGGGGAGAUUAUCUCAUUAUAGUCAAAUGGGGCGAUGAUCAUAUUCCUGGAUCUCCUUUCAAAGUAGAUGUAUAAAUUCUGUCCAAAUUUUAGGCUUUCAAAUCCCAUUUUGAAAAAUUUCCUUUUUAUUUUGAUGUACAUACCAAAGAUAUGAAUAUUUCUAACUCUAUAUUCCUCGCUUCAUAUAAAUAUUUCUGAUAUUUUUAUUUCUUACUGUAAAUAAUUUUUUGUUAGUGUAAGUUUUUAAUUGCUCACUCCUUGAAUAUUUCGCUGAGCAACGGUAUUCGCUUCAUAAUUAUUAUAUCGUUUCCUUAUAAUGCUUAUGCGGAGUUAGAAAUGUUUAUUUUGGUUAUUCUUCCUGUCCCAUUUCUAAUAAUGCAACAAAAGCAAUAAGGAAAAUGGGGAAGUUCCCAGUUGAUGAAUGUAGCUUGCCAUAGAUUGGUCAAUUCCAUUUACUCAAGUAUUAACUACUAUUUAUCAAGAAAAAAUUUUCCGGUCCUUGUUUUCAGUGUACUUUCUUUUCUGAUGUUUUAUUUCUCUCAACUGAAGUUAUAAAUUAUUCAAUUGUUUGUGAAAAGUUUGAACCGUUUCAUUUUAUUCCUUCGGCAAAAUUGUUUCUGACCAUUCAUUUAUGUAACUUAAUUUUUCGUUUUAAGAACCCCGUUAUAUAGGAACACCUAUUUAUAUAAUUUUUCUAAUAAAGUUGUUUUACUCUGAAA